Cladocopium goreaui is the source of this 1458-nucleotide messenger RNA. The record is from the annotation of a GenBank genome assembly. Lineage: Eukaryota; Dinophyceae; Suessiales; Symbiodiniaceae.
AUGCCACCCGGUCAGAAAGACCCGAAGGAAGAGGCUCCAGUGGAAGAGGUGCUUCGGAAUGCUCUGAAAGAGCAGGACCUGGAGUCUGCCUUGGCUGUUGCCUCACCGAAAGCUCAGUCAGCACCGCCUGGUUUUUUCAAGGUUGGGAAUGAGUUGGUUCCGGAACUCCAAGAUUCCCCUUCGAACUCUUCGACUGGCAGUGGAGAAGAUCAAUGUGAUCUGAAAACAGCUGCUGGCUUGAAAGCCCUGGCGAAGCAGCAGGUUGGCCUUUCUUUUGUCCGGGCUCACUCGGAGAAGCUCUUCCACAAAGGGUCAUGUUGCACCAUCAAGGAUGUUGAGUUGAACUGGAAGGUGAUCAUACCCAUUAUGGAGGUGACCCCAUGGGUGCGGCUUAGUGAAGAAGUGUUGAAGGAUGCCAUCCUCACCUUCUACAGUGAGGAGAAACUGGUCCCAGUUGGUGUCUCUGAAGAGGCCAUGCAGCCGUGGGCUGAGAAGAUGGCCUUUGCGGCUCACAAGUUGGUGCGACGAUUUCGAAAGCUUUUUGAUGAGUCCCCUGAUUCGAGCAGAACUGAAGUGUUGCAUGACAUGAAGAAGCUUUGUGUGGCCAGGAAGAUUCCCAAGAGACCUGCUGGGUUUGAUGAGGAGUCAUCCCCAGACCGUCCAGUGGCUUCUGAAGAGGACCUAGAGCAACUGCCGAAAGUUGAUUGGUCCAUGGUGCUUGCAAAGUUGCAGGCCAAAGUUGAUUGGCCCAUGGUCCUUGAAAAGUUGAAGGAUAGGCAGACUGCAAAGACUAUUGCAGAACCUAUGCCUCUGGAUGAUGAGAUCUCUGAGGAUGAGCCAGAGCCACCUCUGUUGCAGAACUGCAGCCAGCUUGGUGGAGUGGCCGGUGGACCUGGUUGCAAGAGGCCAGUUCCCACUCCGGCCAGGAGCGAUCAGUGGCAGCUCCCGAGGUUUGUCUUGGAUAGCCUUGAGGAAAAAAAGGCUCCACCGCCCUUUGCCACAACUGGUGGGGCUGAAGACCAAGUUGAGGACCAAGUGGAACAACAUGAGGCCGCUGCUGAAUCAGAGAUUCUUGCCCAGGAUGCUGGUGCGAAGAAGCCUCGCAAAAGUCGCAAGAAGAAAAAGCAGCCCGCUGCACUGAGCGGUGAGGAUGAGGCUGCCUUGGCCCCGCAGCACCAAGGAAAUCCUUCAGGCGCUGUUCCUGUCCAGGCUGGUGCUUGCCCUGAAGGCGUUGCGGCCCAGAAAAAACGCACUGCAGCUGCUGUGCUGUCGGAAGGAGGUGAGGAAACCUAUCAGCCCAAGAUGUUUUCCGAAAAAAGAAAGCAGUUUAUUGCAGCUGAACGUGCUGCGGGUCUUUCGUAUAAGGAUGCCAACCUUAAGUGGAUGUCUUCCAAUGAGAGGGCGAACCUGUUGAUGAACGUGCCCAUGGCCGAGUUGAAGAAGCGCAGAUUUGUCUAG